UGGAAGAAAGGAAGACAGGAACAUGGUGCGAGCAUCGGCAUCUCUGAUUACUCUGGUUCCGCGUAAGAUUCUGGGCUUGAUGAAACUGCCCUGGUCCCGCAAGCGCUACCCUCCUGGCCCCUUUCGACUUCCCAUCAUCGGAGGCAUGUGGCGGUUUGGGGUCACACUCUCCCUGGAUACUUUCAUGAAGCUGGCAAAGCAAUAUGGGAACAUUUGCACUGUAUGGAUUGGGCCUAUACCUGCAGUCAUACUGUCCGGCUACAAAGCUGUCAAGGAAGGCCUGGUCAACCAUUCAGAUGAUUUUGCUGACCGCCCAGAAACGCCGUUCCUUAAAAGUGCAGCAAAAGAUAGGGGUAUUGUGCUUUCAAAUGGUCACACCUGGAAGCAGCAGAGACGGUUCAGCGUGGUUACUAUGCGGAAGCUGGGGCUGGGGAAGAAAGGCAUGGAGCACCAAAUAGAAGAAGAGGCCAUUGAGCUUGUGGAGAUCUUCGCACGUGCAAAGGGGCAGCCAUUUGACCCAUCCUUACACAUCAUCAAUUCAGUCUGCAAUGUGAUAUGUGCCGUGUCCUUUGGAUACCGAUUUUCUGUUGAAGAUAAAGAAUUCCUGAGGCUGAUGGAAGCCAUUCGGAUUAGCUUACAGUUCGGAGGCAGCUUCUUUCAUGGCCUCUAUGAAAUUCUCCCGUUUGUCAUGAAAUUUCUCCCGGGGCCUCACAAGACGGCUUUGUCCUCCAUGGAGAAGGUCUUUUCAUUUGCGAAGAACGAGAUAGCAAAGCACAAGGAAGACCAGACCGUGCAUGAGCCACAAGACUUCAUUGAUUUCUAUCUAUCUCAGAUGGAGAGGAACAAGGAUGACCCCUACUCUACCUACAAUGAAGACAACCUGGCUCAGUGUAUUUUUGACCUGUUUAUCGCUGGAACAGAGACAACUGCUACCUCUCUGCAAUGGGCACUGCUCCUCAUGUCGACACAUCCAGAAAUCCAAGAGAAAGUCUACCAGGAGUUGGAAGAUGUUUUCGGUUCGUCUCACUCAAUCCGCUAUCAAGAUCGGAAGAAGCUGCCCUACACCAAUGCUGUGAUUCACGAGAUCCAGCGUUCAAGAUAUAUCUUAUUAUUUGGGGUUCCGAGGCAAAGCGUGAAGGACGUGAACCUGCAUGGUUUUCACAUUCCAAAGGGGGCUGUGAUUGCUCCAGAUCUCCGCUCUGUUCUUCUUGAUCCUAAGGAAUGGGCCACACCUAAAAAGUUCAACCCAAAUCAUUUUUUGGACGAGGAUGGGCAGUUUGUCGACAGAGAAGCAUUUCUGCCAUUUGGUGCAGGUGCUCGGGUGUGUCCAGGGGAGCAACUGGCAAAGAUUGAGCUCUUCAUCUUUUUCACCAGCCUGGUGAGAGCAUUCAGGUUCCAGCUACCAAAAGGAGUGAGAGGAGUCCAUAGGAAUCCUAUAAUUGGGCUGACGGUCCGUCCUCGCCCCUUCAAACUCCAUGCUCUUUGGUCACGCAGGCAUUACCCUCCAGGACCUCUCCAGCUUCCUCUCAUUGGAGGUGCAUGGCGGAUUGGAUUGAAGUUUCGUGAAGAUACUUUAAUUAUGAUGGCAAAGCAAUAUGGAAACAUUUACACCAUAUGGGGAGGACCCCUAGCCUUUGUAGUACUGUCUGGAUAUGAAGUAGUGAAAGAAGCACUCAUUGACCGCUCUGAAGAAUUCUCUGAGAGACUAGAGACGGCAUUCCUUAAUGAAGUAGUAAAAGGAAGGGGUAUUAUAUUAUCAAAUGGUCACACCUGGAGGCAACAGAGAAAGUUUGGUGUAGUUACUAUGCGGAAGCUGGGGCUGGGGAAGAAAGGCAUGGAGCACCAGAUAGCAGAGGAGGCCCGUCAGCUUGUGGAGGUUUUUGCACAUUCAAAGGAACAACCACUUGACCCCACCUUGCACAUCACUAAUUCAGUCUCCAAUGUGAUAUGUGCUGUGGCUUUUGGGCACCGAUUUGCUCUUGAAGAUGAACAGUUUCAGAAACUGAUAGAAGCCACUAAUCAUUUCCUAAAAUUUCUGGGUACCCCAACUCAUAUUCUGUGUGAAAUAUUCCCAUGGAUUAUAAGAUAUCUCCCAGGGCCCCACAAGAAGGUCUUGUCCUGCACAGAGAUGGUGCUUUCCUUUGCAAAGGAGGAGAUAGAGAAGCAUAAGGAAAACCAGUCUCUGCAUGAGCCACAGGAUUUCAUUGAUUUCUAUCUACUUCAGAUUGAGAAACACCAGAACAGGAAUGAUCCAGAGUCUACGUUUAAUGAAGAGAACCUGGCUCAAUGUAUUUUAGACCUCUUUCUAGCAGGGACAGAAACAGCCACCAUUUCUCUGAAAUGGGCACUUCUUCUUCUGGCAAAUCAUCCAGAUAUCCAAGAUAAAGUCCACAAGGAGAUCAAAAAUGUUUUAGGUUCUGCUCACUCAAUCUGCUAUCAAGAUAAGAAGAAACUGCCCUACACCAAUGCUGUGAUUCAUGAAAUGCAGCGCUUCAAAUAUAUCUUAAUAGGUGGACUUCCCAGGCAAACUGCAAAGGAUGUGAAGAUACAUGGUUUUCUUAUUCCCAAGACGACUGGUAUCCUUCCUGAUCUGCGCUCUGUUCUUCUUGAUCCCACACGAUGGGAGACACCUGCAGAGUUCAACCCAAAUCAUUUCUUGGACAAGGAUGGGCAAUUUGUGGACAGAGAAGAAUAUCUGGUGUUUGGUGCAGGGUCUCGCAUGUGUUUGGGAAUGCAGCUGGCAAAGAUUGAAAUGUUCAUCUUCCUGACCAGCCUGCUGAGGACAUUCAGCUUCCAGCUGCCAGAAGGAGUCAAAGAACUUAAUCAAGACCCUGUACCAGGGGUUACAAUGAACCCUCAUCCUUACAAAGUCUGUGCUAUUCCCCGCUGCAGGACAUAAUAAAACAUGCAAAUAAUUUCAGGGACUGGCACAUUUCUCUCUCCUUCCUUUCCACUGAAUAUGAUGUUCUGCCUUGACUUGCUCAUUUUAUCUGAAAUUGACAUAAGAACAUAAGAGUCUUCUGGAUCAAAUUUAGGGUACAGUAGUUGUAUACCAGGCAAAGGGCCUUCUCGGUAGUGGCGCUUGCCCUGUGGAACGCCCUCCCAUUAGAUGUCAAAUAAAUAAAAAAUCUGACUUUUAGAAGACAUCUGAAGGCAGCCCUAUUUAGGGAAGUUUUUAAUGUUUGAUGUUUUAAACGGAAAUGCUGUUUACCUUCCCACUGGAGUGGUACCUAUUUAUCUACUUGCACUUUGACGUGUUUUUGAACUGCUAGGUUGGCAGGAGCUGGGACCGAGCAACAGGAGCUCACCCCGCCGCGGGGGUUCGAACCGCCUACCUUCUGAUCAGCAAGCCCUAGGCUCUGUGAUUUAGACCACAGCGCCACCCGCAUCUCUAACCAUACAAGACAAUUAUUGUCCACACAUCGGUUGGUUCACCCCCCCCUCCUGUAUUUUUGUUGGAAGCCACUCAGAGUGGCUGGGGCAAUCCUGCUAGAUGGGCGGGGUGUAAAAAAAUAAAUCAUUCUUAUAUCAUAUUAUUAUACAAGCCAGGAAUUUUUUUUUUGUGGGGCGUGUGUGUCCUGCUUCAGGGCAAAAUGGUACUUUUCUUGUUCAUUUGGCCUGCAUCUUCUGAUAUUCAGCUUCUUUGGAUGGCCUCAGGUUCUAGUACCAGUAUUAGGAGAGAGGGAGCAAAACCUAUCCACACACAUGAUUUUAUACAGGGCCUUCUUGGUGUCGCCCUGUGCAAUGCCCUCCCAUCAGAUGUCAAAGAGAAAAACAGCUACCAGAUUUUUAGAAGACAUCUGAAGGCAGCCCUGUUUAGGGAGGCUUUUAAUGUUUAAUAGAUUAUUUCAUUUCAUUGUUCUGUUGGAAGCCGCCCAGAGUUGCUGGGGAAACCCAGCCAGAUGGGCGGGGUAUAAAGAAUAAAUUGUUGUUGUUGUUGUUGUUGUUGUUGUUGUUGUUAUUACUACACCUCUAUCAUGCCUCCUCCCUGCCUUUAAAGCAAAAUACCUCAUGUGUGGCUUUUGCCCAGAGGGUGCUGCUCUAUUCUGGAUGGUCACUGGAUGGUCUUGGGUCAUUCACAGACUCUUAAUGAAAUUGCUGUUGUUGUCCCAAGUAGGCUUUGAAUAAGGACAUCAGCACAGUGGCGGAGGAAGGCUCUCUGGCACCCGGUGUGGGGCGUCCUGCUCAUAGGGGGGCGUGAACCGCCCACAGUGGGUGGGGUAAACUGCCUGGCGGUGCAAGUGCAGCGCCGAUAUGGACAGCGCACAUGCGGUGCUUGAGUGGUGCCAAUACGGACGGUGCUCAAGCACAGCACCCAUAGACGGUGCAUGGAUGGCGCCCGAGCGGCUAUGUGUGUGCCCUUGGCCACCCUACAGCUUGGGGGGAGGCAGUGGGCAGGCAGCACGGAGCUGGCUGUACUUCCUGGGGCUGGUGGGAGUUGUAGUUCUGCAACAUGUGGUGGGCUAAGGUUUUCCACACCAGGACAAGGUGCACAUUGUGAGCAAGAAGAGCAGGAAAGUACCAAGGUCAGUGAAGCAGAAGGGAGA
Zootoca vivipara (common lizard) is the source of this 4547-nucleotide messenger RNA. RefSeq names its product cytochrome P450 2J2-like. Gene Ontology annotation, molecular function: heme binding; iron ion binding; oxidoreductase activity, acting on paired donors, with incorporation or reduction of molecular oxygen, reduced flavin or flavoprotein as one donor, and incorporation of one atom of oxygen. The record is from RefSeq and is a predicted model, not a curated record. NCBI's taxonomy places the organism in Eukaryota, Metazoa, Chordata, Lepidosauria, Squamata, Lacertidae. Gene Ontology annotation, cellular component: cytoplasm; intracellular membrane-bounded organelle. Gene Ontology annotation, biological process: xenobiotic metabolic process.